Molecule: messenger RNA, 3813 nt
Organism: Spathaspora passalidarum NRRL Y-27907
Lineage: Eukaryota; Fungi; Ascomycota; Pichiomycetes; Serinales; Debaryomycetaceae
Gene: PSD2
Product: phosphatidylserine decarboxylase 2
Exons: 2
Coding region: 221-3394 (1057 amino acids)
Biological process (GO): phospholipid biosynthetic process
Molecular function (GO): phosphatidylserine decarboxylase activity
Source: RefSeq, a predicted model, not a curated record
UAUAUUAUUUUGUAAUGUUUGCUACUACCCCUCAAACACGUUUUAACAAUGGCCAGUGUGGUGACCAUCGCUUUUGCAACCCCGGAAAAUAUCUUUGACGAAAAAAAAGCAAAAUCAUACGGCUUUUUAUUAAGGAAAGAAAAAGAACGCCAAAUCAGGUACGACAACCCCCCUCUCUCCCUUGUUCCAAUUGUCUCACAUUGCUUCAUCCUACACCCACAUGAAACAACGAUUUCACAGACCCAAAUCAAACUCGGUUUCCUCAGCAUCAUCUCAAGAAGGCCCACCUCCCAUUGACUUAAAUUCUCGACUAUUCCUCAAGAUCAAUGCCAAUAGGGCUGCCGAUUUGGUGUCCACUAGUUCGACCACAAAUUCGUUGUUAUCACCCCAUAAAUAUUCAUCUCGCAAGAGCAUAAAUCCGGUUCUAAUUGUACAAGUGAACCAGACUAUCACUUCUACAUCCAAGAAACUCAACACUAAUCAACCAAGUUGGGACGAUGCUAUACUUGUCCCCCUUAAACAUAAUGAUUUUUCGCAGAUGAUGAUUUUGACGAUCUGGGAUAAACAUAAACGAUACAAGAACUAUCUCGGUGAGUUGAGAUUGUCCAUUCGAGAUUUGUUUUAUGAAGAUGGCAAGUUUAAAGAAAAGACGGAGUUGAAAUGGUACAGGCUUUCUUCGAGUGAACUGCAAAGAACAUUUGUCACUGGAUCAUUACUAGUUUCAUUUGAGUUGGUUUCCAAAAGGAGAAAGAGAGGUUCGAGAAGAACCAGGAGAAACAACUCAAGCAGCAGUAUUUCCGAUAAGGAAGUUUUGUUUAAAGAGUGGCUAGAUUCGUUGGUGCAUCCCGUUCUGCAGCCUGACAGCACCAACCCUGAUGAGCAAGGGUUUUAUCAAAACACAGGUGAUGUUAUAGACGUGAGUGAUGACGAAAGCGAUGUUGAUACAGGCAAUAUGGGCACACACAACCGAGUAUUGAAAUUGCAAGAGGAGCAAGAAGAUCCAAGUUCCUUAUCAGAAGUGUCCACUGACAGCUUUAGUGAUGAUUCUUGGAUAGCCAGCGAUUUGAGCACCUCCCCCAAGAUGUCACGUCUUGACAAGCUUAAGCGGAAAAGAAAAAAGAGAAAUGGGACAGGAAACUUUGAGUUUGGUCGUAAUGGCCAUAACGAAAUUGCUGGGGUGGCCUUUAUUGAAAUUGUAUCGUGUUCUGGUCUACCACCCAUCAGAAAUUUUACGCGAACAGCAUACGACAUGGAUCCGUUUGUGGUUGUCACAUUUGGUAAAAAGACAUUUCGAACCAGUUGGAAACGUCAUACUUUGAACCCGAUUUUUAAUGAACGGAUUGCCUUGGAGGUGUUGAGCUCGGAGCAGAAUUUCAAUAUCCAGUUUCUUGUUUUGGAUAAAGAUCAUUUCUCUUUUCAUGACAAUAUCGCUAGGAUCACCUUACCAUUACGUGAUUUGACUGAGUACGCUACCGUGACAAACAUGUCACGUAAUCCUGAUUCCAUAGAUGAAGGGCUUUCCACGGGGAACGAGUCUCCACUGAAUGUAAGUAUUAGGAUCGUGGAUGAUGAAGAUUUGGUCAAGUCUAUUCGAAGAAAGAAGUUCUCGAGGAAGAAGGUUAUUACUAGUUCACAUAUAGACACGACAAAAUUCAGAGUUAUGUCGUUGGCAUUAGACUUGCAGGAAAAGUAUUUAGGCCAGUUUGGCGAUUAUAAUCCCGAACUUAAAAUUAGAGUUCGGUUUGAAGCUUAUGAUGACUUGAGACGCAAGUUUUGGAGUACGCUUUUACAACAGUAUAAAGUGAAUGACGGAGAAGGAUAUGAUUAUUUUGAAUUGCUUUCGUUGUUGGACACUUUUGGUUGUUUCAAUAGUGAUGAAAUCGUCAAUGGAUUUUACAAUACCUUGGGCAAGCUGGUGUGGGGCGGGGACUUACUCACCCAUGAAGAAAUCAUCAAUGCCCUUGAAAAUCACGUCCAGUCGGCCAAGAACGGGGAUGAUCUGAAACUCUUUCAGUUUGAACGAUGCCCCAUCUGCAACCAGAAACGGUUUUCCAAACGCCAGGACUUGGAUAUCAUUACUCAUUUCGCGAUAUGUGCUUCUAAAGAUUGGAGUAUUGUUAAUAAACUCUUGGUUUCGUCGUAUGUUACUCCCCAUCAAGCGACUAAAAAGUGGUUUACCAAAGUAUUGAUCAAGUUGACGUAUGGGAAGUAUCAAUUAGGUGGUAACUCGGCCAAUAUCUUGGUUCAGGACCGUAUGAGCGGAAUUAUCAUGGAGGAGAAGAUGUCGGUGUAUGUCCGGUUGGGGAUCCGACUUCUUUACAAAGGGUUAGAUAAGGCGAAAACUAAACGAAUCAGAAUACUUUUACGAAAGUUGAGUAUUAAGCAAGGGGUCAAGUUUGAUAAUCCCCAACUGAAAGCCGAUAUCAUCCCGUUUAUAAAGUUCCACGGAUUGAAUCUUAAAGAUUACUUGAUUGAGAAUCCAAGUGAAUACCCCACAUUCAAUGAAUUCUUUUAUCGGAAACUCAAACCCAAUGCACGACCAUUGGAAGAUGAAAGCAACCCCAAGAUUGUCCUGUCACCCGCCGACUGCCGUUGUGUUGUGUUUGAGACGGUUGACGAUGCCACCAAGUUGUGGAUCAAGGGAAGGAACUUCACCAUUGCCAAACUAUUCAAUGGGAAUUUCAAUAAUUUGGAAAAGACCGACUUGUUCAAUGCUAGUCAGUGUUCAUUGGGAAUAUUCAGAUUAGCUCCCCAGGAUUACCAUAGGUUCCAUUCGCCUGUUGACGGUGUUAUUCAGAGCAUGAAGGAGAUCGAGGGAGAGUACUAUACUGUGAAUCCCAUGGCGAUUAGAUCGGAAUUGGACGUGUAUGGUGAGAAUAUCCGCACGAUUAUCCCGAUCAAGACCGAGCAUUUCGGAACUGUGAUUAUGAUCGCUGUGGGGGCCAUGAUGGUGGGUUCGACGGUGUUGCUAGUCAAGGAGGGUGACAAGAUCGGCAGAGGUGACGAGGUUGGAUACUUCAAAUUUGGAGGGUCUACGAUCUUAUUGUUGUUUGAAAAGAAGAGGUUUCAGUUUGAUCGUGACUUGGUCAAAAAUUCCAGUGAUUGUGUAGAGACGUUUGUUCGAGUUGGACAGAGUAUUGGCCACUCGCCUGAUGUACCUGAGUUUGAUAAGCGAGAUUAUGUCGAGUUUAAGAAAUUGUCAGCUACGCUGAAAUUGAACUUGAUUCGAGUAUUGACAGGCGGUGAUGUCAAGGACAAUCGUGAGUUCAAUAAUUGGGAAGCCAAGAAUGUCAGUUUUAGCCAUGAAGAUUUGGACGACUUACAAGAAGACGAAGAUGAUUUCUAUGACAACGAAUCGUUUGACGAGGAAGGGUCGCUCGAAGAAGAUGACUAGUUAUAAAUUAUGUAUAUUUAGAACAUAAACCCAAUAAAUACCUUUGAUAUAUUAACUUUUUUUUCUUUUUCACCUACUGUUGGUAUGGACCGUAGUAGCUUGCAGGACGAUACAAAUCAUCUUCAUGGUAUCCUUUAUUUUCUUCUAAACCACGGACAAGCCAUCCGACAUGAUCGAGCUCAUGUUGAAUGUAAUGAAUUUCCUUGAAGUUAUUUCGGAACAAGUAUGGGAUAAUCACAAAUUUGGUGACAACGGGAGGGAUGACAAGACCAGCUACUAAUCCCUUUAAACCGGUAGAUAACACAGAUGACAUUUACGUUUUGGUGUUUACAAGAAAGUCUGGAAAAAAGGAUUUAGGAUUAGGACGAGUUUAAAUAGGCGAGGGUUGCGGGAAACCCCGGGGCGUGGGGAGACUAAGU